Centropristis striata (black sea bass) is the source of this 571-nucleotide messenger RNA. RefSeq names its product huntingtin interacting protein K (gene hypk). Gene Ontology annotation, biological process: protein stabilization; negative regulation of apoptotic process. NCBI's taxonomy places the organism in Eukaryota, Metazoa, Chordata, Actinopteri, Perciformes, Serranidae. The record is from RefSeq and is a predicted model, not a curated record. The transcript is spliced from 4 exons. Bases 48 to 413 code for a protein of 121 amino acids.
ACGGUUCUAGGAACCUUUCUUUUUGUUCCGGCCUCACUGGAGCAAUCAUGGCGGCCGAGGGAGACGUUGAUCUGGACCUGGAAGCGGAGGAGAACUGCACGGGAAAACCGGCAGAGAAGCCUCGGAAACAUGACAGCGGGGCCGCCGACCUGGAGAGAGUCACGGACUACGCGGAGGAGAAAGAAAUCUCCAGCUCCGACCUGGAAACGGCUAUGUCAGUGAUUGGAGACAGAAGGUCACGAGAACAGAAAGCCAAACAAGAGAGAGAAAAAGAGUUGGCCAAAGUCACCAUCAAGAAGGAGGACGUGGAACUAAUUAUGUCAGAGAUGGAGAUUUCGAGAGCGGUGGCGGAGCGCAGUCUGAGGGAACACAUGGGGAACGUGGUGGAGGCUCUGGUGGCUCUGACCAAUUGAACAAACAUUUACACACUGGACUGCUUCAAUUAGGUUGUUUUGUUUUUUUAACCAGAGUUCAUCACGAUGACGAGGCUGAACUGAACUCAGUGGUCAAACUGGUUCAAUAUUUACCCUGAAUUAUUUUUUUUCUUUUAUAAAAUAAAAGUUGACCUGCC